Mesoplodon densirostris (Blainville's beaked whale) is the source of this 1428-nucleotide messenger RNA. It is a transcript of the gene TMPRSS11B, whose product is annotated as transmembrane serine protease 11B. The record is from RefSeq and is a predicted model, not a curated record. NCBI's taxonomy places the organism in Eukaryota, Metazoa, Chordata, Mammalia, Artiodactyla, Ziphiidae. Gene Ontology annotation, biological process: proteolysis. Gene Ontology annotation, cellular component: plasma membrane. Gene Ontology annotation, molecular function: serine-type endopeptidase activity.
AUGGGGAAGAUGUCACCAAUCAAUUUAUUGCAAAUUCUUUUAAAGUCUGAGGCUAGAAUUAAAAUUCACUUAAGAACCACCAGCAUACCUUAUGUGAUAAUCAUAGACUCACACAGAGUUGUAAAAUGUAAUACAGAGAGAUCCCAUGCAUCCAGUUUCUGGCAAAGGUACAACAUAUCUUCCCAGAGAAGAUCUUGGCCACUGUGGAUGACAAUCCUUAUUUCUCUUGGAGUGAUGACAAUCUUGGCAGUAAUUGGUCUCCUUGUCCAUUUUCUGGCAGUUGGAAAGACUUAAUAUUACCAAGGUGAUUUUCAUACUUCUGGAGUCAUAUACAAUGAUAAUUGUGAAAAAGCAGUUUCACAAGUCAGCACAGAUCUCAGCAAAUAUAUUGAGACUAAGAUGUCUGAUGCAUUUCAAAAUUCUGGUGUAUACAAAGAGUAUAUCAACUCUCAAGUCAUCAGACUUCUAUAAAACAUUUCUCUUGCUUCUAGUUCUUAUCCCAGUGGUUCGAGUGUACAGUUACAGUUGACAUUCAAGAUUCCUCCAGCAAAAAAGAAUAGCAUGAGGACUAAAAUCAAGGCUAUCUUACAUCUGAUGUUGAAGGACAACAUGGUAUCCUGGAAUGCAGUUCCCACUUCCAUCAAACUUAUAGAAAUCAGCAAGGCUAAUGCUGAAAUGCUUACCAAUAACUGUUAUGGGGAACGACUGACCAAUAGUAUCACAGCAGGCAACCGAACUGUGAAUGGGGAAAAUGCCCUGAUGGGGGCCUGGCCAUGGCAGGCAAGCAUGCAGUGGAAAGGUCAACACCACUGUGGUGCUUCUCUGAUCAGCAGUAGAUGGCUCCUAUCGGCAGCUCACUGCUUUGCUAAGAAAAAUAAUUCAGAAGAUUGGACUGUCAACUUUGGAACUGUAGUAAAUAAACCAUAUAUGACGCAGAAAGUCCAAAAUCUUUUUCAUGAAAAUUAUAGCAGAGCUGGGGUUCAUGAUGAUAUUGCCCUUGUGCAGCUUGCUGAAGAAGUCUCUUUUAUGAAGUACAUUCAUAGGAUUUGUUUUCCUGAAGCCAAAAUGAAGCUCUCAGAAAAUGACAGUGUUGUAGUUACAGAAUGGGGAACACUUUAUAUAAAUGGUACUCUUCCAGUGAUACUUCAGCAGGCUUUUUUGAAGAUUAUUGAUAACAAAGUUUGCAAUGCUCCACAUGCAUUGUCUGGCUUGGCGACUGAUACAAUGCUGUGUCCUGGAUUUAUGUCAGGAGAAGCUGAUGCCUGCCAGGGAGAUUCUGGUGGACCUCUGGUUUAUGAUAAUCAUGACAUCUGGUACCUUGUCGGUAUAGUAGGUUGGGGACAACCAUGUGCUCUUCCCAAAAAAACGGGGGUCUACACAAGAAUGAGUCAGUAUCGAGGCUGGAUUGCCUCAAAGACUGGUAUCUAG